Eimeria acervulina is the source of this 2973-nucleotide messenger RNA. RefSeq names its product protein disulfide-isomerase, putative. Gene Ontology annotation, cellular component: endoplasmic reticulum. The coding region runs from base 1 to 2973 and encodes 990 amino acids. Gene Ontology annotation, biological process: protein folding; response to endoplasmic reticulum stress. Gene Ontology annotation, molecular function: protein disulfide isomerase activity. The transcript is spliced from 10 exons. The record is from RefSeq and is a predicted model, not a curated record. NCBI's taxonomy places the organism in Eukaryota, Apicomplexa, Conoidasida, Eucoccidiorida, Eimeriidae.
AUGAGAGCGCAAGGGCAGCGGCCCCUCCUACUAAAUUUCUUGGGCCCCUCAGUCUCUGUAUUGUUGCUGUCUCCUCUGUUAUUCCUGCCGCUCGUAUUAGGACAGCUGAGAGGAGCUGAGGGGCCCCCGGUACAGGCUUCUCUAGCGCCUGCAGCAGUCGGAGCUGCAACAGGGAAUGCCGCAAUAGGGGCCCCUACCGGGGUCCCUGCGGAGGCCCCCCUGCCGCCACCCACUUUGCCGCAGGGGGCCCUCCAAGCCCCCAGCCUCCGAGCUGAAGGGACACGGGGGCCUCCCAGUCCGGCGCCCUCCAUGGGGGCGUCCCUCGGCUCGGGAGAGGGGCUCCCAGGGCAGCAGCCAGUAGGGGCCCCUGUAGCAAUUUCAGGUGUACAGACAGGGUACUCAGGGGGCUCCAGCAGCGGAGUUGGGAACGUCAGCCCACAAAACGCUAACCCCACACCUGCUGCCUUAGCGGCUGAGCCCCUGCAGCAAAACAAACAUCACAUGAGAGCAGCAGCAUCCUCACCGGCACAGCAGCAGCAACAGCAACCUAUGCAGCAACCUAUGCAGCAACAGCAGCAGCAGCAGCAGCAACCCAUGCACCAGCAGCAGCAACUAAGGCACCAACCACAGCAGCAGAAUAUGAACUUGCAACAGCGUCCAACACAGCCGCAGCAGCAGCAGCAGCUGCCACAGCUGCAGCAACCACAGUUACACUACCAAGUGCAGCAACACCAACUACAGCAGCCAAAUCAGAUGCAGCAGCAACCACAGCAGCAGUUGCGUCGACAAGAACAGCAGCAGCAGCAACAGCAACAGCAACAGGAUCAGCAUCAGCAGCAACAGCUGCGACAACCGCAACCCCCAAUGCAGACUCAGCAGCCUCAAGCGCAGCAACCGCAGCCUCAGGUACAGCUGCAGCCGCAGCAGCAGCAGCAGCACUUGCGGCAAUCUCCGUCUCCACAGCAGCUCCCCGCUGCAACUCAGCCCCAUCCCCCGCAGCAGCAGCAGCAGCAGCAGCAACAGCAGCAGCAGCAGCAGCUCCGGCAUCAUCCGCAGCAGCCGCAGUCGCAUCAGCACCAGCAACAGCAUCUUGACCGAUCGGGUGGAGUUGCUGAAACAGAUGUUGGUUCUGUCCCUGUAGAGUUUGCUGCUCCUGGGAGCGCUGCGAUUGCUGCUGCAGCUAGUGCUGCAGCAGCACCACCAUCAGCAGCAAGUGUCUCCGUUGUUGGUGGUUCAUCUGCAUCUCUGCCUCCCCCCGGCGCGAUAUCUCUUACAGAUGAGAGUUUUGCUGCUUUUAUUGCGGCUGAGCCUUUCGUGUUGGUGUUGUUCUAUGCACCCUGGUGUCACUGGUCUCGUGCUGCACUGCCUGAGUUCGAUGCCGUUGCUCGUCUCGUGGGGGCUGUCUCCUCUCGCCCUAUUGCCCUAGCCAAAGUCGAUUGCGAAGACAAUCCACAAGUGCGAAAAGAACAACAUAUCCUCGAAUACCCCAUCAUCAAACUCUACAUACACGGAAAACCCAAGCAAUACCUAGGGGGCCGCCGCCGGACUCAGAUAUUUGCGUGGCUGAAUCACAACUUGCAGCGAGAUGAACGACUAGACAGCGUGCCGCAUUUAGAUGAAUUUAUGAGAAACGGAAAAGACGGCCAUCAACUGGUUGUUGCUGUCUCCACCAGAGACAAUGCAGAUGGAAGCGCAGGAGUAGUGCUGUCUCUUCAGUUGUCUCUUUGUAGUGCUGUCGAUUCUGCCACUUAUUUCUUUAAUGGGGACUCUGUCUCCUUUCACCACGAAACCUUUCGCCAUGUCGCCCGCAGUAUAUCUGACGAAGUCCUUUUUGGGGAGAUUCACCACUCUGCUGUUUUUCAGCAUUUCCUUCAGCGCUAUUUGCUGCCCGUCUCAGGCAACUCUAAACAAAUGUGGGAGCCUCCUUUUAUUGUGACUGCCCCAACAAACACAGGAGACCCUCCAUUUAUAAAGUACACGGGGCGAGGAGACGACCGCAAGGCCCUCGACGGCUUUGUUCAUACAUACAGAUUCCCCCAAGUUAUCCCCUUUGAGCCAGAGACUAUUGAAGACAUAUUUGAUGACGGGCGCUCUAUUUGCUUGCUGCUGCUAGACGGAGACAGGGCCUCUAAGUCGAUUACCAGAGAGGGCCUUGUUGACCCCCUUGUCGCCGCCUUUUAUCAAAUUGCAGGCGAAGUCCGUUCAGAACUCAUUUUCACAGUCUCAGGGAACAAAGAGGCACAUGAGCGGCGCAUUUUUAGUUUGAUGGGGGUAGACGAAACCAUCACUUUUCCGGAGCUGCGGAUCGCCACCUUCAACCCCAGCGGCAACGGCAAAUACUACCCAGCACAAAAGUUUAAACCCCACAAGCCCUUUAAAUAUAACAGCAGCAGCCUCAGCAGGAGCGGCAGCAGCAGCAGCAGCAGCAGUGAAGGAGAAGGAGGAGACAGCAAGAAGCCUGUGUAUGCAUUCCGUAGUCGGUCUCCUUCUCACAGUUUGAUCGCCAACGCCUUAGCCACUUCUGCUAGGACACAGGCUUUAAGGGCCAACAGAAAAAGGGGACAGAGUGCAGCAGCAACAGCAGCAGCAAAGGCACACGGACACCAUAGCGAGACAGUCUUUGAUGCGCUGCAGAGACAGCAGCAGAAGGAAGCAGAAGAGUUCAUUCGCGCCUUCGUCCGCCGCUUCCUUGAGGGCCGUUUGCAGCCCUACACCAACAGUGAAGCCAUUCCUCCUGCCUCUCAAAACUCAGGUCCUGUGAAGACUUUUGUUGGCCUCAACUUUCAAUCCGAAGUCAUCGAUGUCCCUUAUGAUGUCUUUAUUGCAUUCGGCGCCCCUUGGUGCGGCCAUUGCCGUAAGCUGGAGCCUGCAUUCAAAAGAGUCGCAUUGAUUGUGGGGAGACACUCGGAUUUGGUCUUAGGCAAAAUCGAUGCUACGCGGAACGAGAUCGACGGAAUAAACCUCACAGGCUAG